Spirometra erinaceieuropaei is the source of this 3516-nucleotide messenger RNA. The record is from the annotation of a GenBank genome assembly. NCBI's taxonomy places the organism in Eukaryota, Metazoa, Platyhelminthes, Cestoda, Diphyllobothriidea, Diphyllobothriidae.
AUGACCAGCUAUUCUGUUGCGAUAGCCCCAUCUUGCUGUGACAAUAUGGCACAUCUCAACGAUGCGACUUCCAUGUGAGUGAAGUCUGGUUCAUUUGGAUUAAAAAAAAAACAGGCGCACGUAGCAAACGUAGAAGGAUGAAAAGUGCCUGGUCGGCCACUGUGGUCGACAUCAUCUCAGGUCCUAUUGGCCUUAUCUUGCCAGUCGAUUAUUGUGGAUGUAGGAGGAGAUGGGGCGGGGUCGCUGUUUAACAAGUUUUCCUCAGCAUAAACUAAGUCAACGGCGAACCCUGAUGCCACUCCAGUUGGUCUCUAUCAGCAAUAGCAGAUGCAUUAUAAUAUAACUGUAGGAUAUAUUUCGUCAGUAAUUAAAAGGGCAGCAGCAAGACUUGUUGAAGUAAGAAGAAGUUAGAGUUGAUUCUUGCUACUUAGAAUUGAAAUAUUGAGGUUGACCGGGUCUAGGAAUUGACUGAGUGCCACCUCCUGGGUUGACAAGACGUACUGGAUGUCUCGUAACUCCAUCCUUGAUUUCUUUCAUUUCCGCAUGCCCUUUUAAGCGACGCUCCGACCGCUGUGACCCACCACCUGAACUUACACCGAAGUCAGCGAGACGAGUCGCAGCUCCGACAACGCGUCCUCAUGGAAGCCGUCACCAUAGUCUCCGGUUGGAUGUACGAAGAGCCCUGCUUCAUUGAUCCUUCUGUCUACGGUGAGGGUAACGCGCGUCAUAUUGAUGAGGUGCGGCAGCGCUUGCGAGCUUUUCGGGCCGGUAUUAGCAGUUCCGUCAUGGAGCAACUGGCAGCUGCCGCCCGUCGUUGUGAGGGAACGCUCAUGCCACCAGCUUUACCUUCUGCUGAUGCUGCCGCUGCCGCCGCCGCCGCAACCGCCUUGGUCCACGCUCCUUCCAAAGAAGAACCGAGCACGCCCUCGAUGCUGGCAGUGGCGACUCUUACGUCAUCUGGCCGGCAAGCGAAGGCUUGCAGUACCCUUUAUCUACCUCCCUCAGGAUCCGCCUAUGUGCGCACACCAAACGAGUCAAUUUAUGCGGGCGACGUGACAAGCAAACUCAGUGAAAAGGCUUGCACACCGCAUGGCUCCCGAGUAAGCAGUGGGUUGCUAAAUUUUGCGAAAGAGGAAUUUAGAACAGUCACAAUCGCAGUUAACCAUAUCUGGGUACGCAGGCAUAACUAAGAUGCUCCUAAAUGAUCCAACAUUGAACGAAAUCAGAUGAUGAGGGUGUUUUCGCUGGAACAUGAAGUUUACUGGCCUGACGUUACCGAUUCUCACUCAGACCCAUCACCACAGACUGCAUGAGGGAUAGACGCAAAGCGUGGUCCCGCGCGGAUUUAUACACAAAUUCUUUCCAUUCACAGUCUCAGUCCGGAUUUCCACCGAAGAGUUCCAAACAGCUACGGCAAAGUCUCUGGCAAAAAAAUUAUCGCCCGCUCGAAAACACAUUUGCUCGUUCAAAAUAUUCCAAAUUAUGGCCUAUAACAGCGCUGGGGACGAUAAUUUUGCGUAAAACAUCCAAUUUUUAUGUAAAAACAAAGCUCACAUUUCGGGAAAAGGGCUUACUUCAUGCCAGAGGUCUUUAGGGAACUACCCCUCCGCUAGGCCUUAUUAUUUAAAAGAGCGACGUAUUCCAGUUCGGAACAGAAUUCGCCAGGUAUAAACAUUCUCAGAGGCCUCCUUGAAUACGCAUUUAGUCUGAUAUCUCCCCAAUGCCAGAUGACUGAUGGUCUCGGACAAUGGACUGGUGCUCGAGGUGGGAAUGAGAGGGUGAUGUCGACAUCGAGGAAUCCAUCCUCGCGGCACUUCGGCGAACUCCCCACUAAAGCAAAUCUGACGUGUUUUUGGUACCAUCACGAUGCGUUAAAUUCAUGGCUUCGAAGGCUGCCAACUGCCUGGGUAACUCGGCCCUCGUGGUCAGUACUGGGUAUGUAUGUGAGGUAGUUGGUUCGAGGACUGGGAAUCAGGCCCAGUGGCUCCCUUUUAAUAUGGGCCCCAUGGCACUCAGGAACGAGAGAUCCGAGCCAGCUCCCUGGCUGGUAUAUUGUGCGGGUGCAGGUCGUGUGUGGUACGCGUUGAUAGGUUCGUUAGUGUUGUCAUGCACUGCGUCCAAGCCCACUUCCGGUCGUCCUACCGUCGAUCUUUUCAUUUGUCUCAUUGGAUUUCCAAAAUGCACUUUAUGUACUCCUUCUCAGAAUGUAUCUCCCCGUGACCCAGUGCUCGUAAAAUAAUGCAGCGUUACUGAGACUACGGACGCCAGAUGAUAAUGCCGAUGGCCUAAAUAGCACCGUAAUUACACUUAUUGUUCCCUCAGGUGAGGCAUUUAAAAGACGCAAUUACCAUAAGUAUGAGAACGACUUCUUGUGCACUUCUCCUGGGAAGUAUGAUUGUUUACAUAAAGGCGGCAAAAAUCAAUAAAAACAUUCGCAGCACCCAAUGCGUUUCGUGACGCACACAGGCGUUCGUGUGGAUUUGUCAGCGGAACAUCUUGGAUGAAUUGGUGUGAUUUUACAAGUCCACUCAAAAAACUACCGUAUAUAAAAGUACACAUAAUCUCAGCUAGUACUUCGUGAGUUUUAGCUCCUAAUAUAGGUUUCCACACAAUUACUAUAAGAAAUGAACUUUAAUCCUUUCAGAAUACGACAGAAAUAAUAUAUUCCAUUAUCCAAAUUCCUACUAACAAAUGCUACAAAUCUGCGUAAAAUGGCUAUUGAGGAACACGAAUUUUAGGGUAUGACUUUGGUGUGUCCACAAGUUUUUUUUCAUUAAGGCGGCCUUAGCUGAUCUUAUGAAUAGACCCUUAGACCCGAACGGCUAAUAAAACCUGCUCCCUGGAUUAUAUUAUUCACAGCAUGGGUACGCUGGCCAGGUUCUGGAUAAUCGAGAACGUUUCGGUAAAACCGACAUCUCUAAAGCGUCCUGCAAGUUUUCGGCGCCAUCAGCCUGCACGCACCUCCUAAGUCCAGCCGUGGGUUUGAGACGCACAGUUGUCUACUUUACUAACGAGCAUCUUCGCCACGUAUCGCCCGCCAUGCAGCGUCUGAUUGAGGCCUUUUCACCGGGCCCUAAAGACCUCUGGCUACCUACCCGUGUGGGGUCUAUUGACAGAAAAGAUUGCGGACCAGUUAGCAGAGCUCCUCCGCGGAAUCAGGUCGUCAGGAGGCACGAGUGCUUCGACGGCGGCGGCGGGGAUCAUAAUUCACACAGUCAUCACUGUCGACACAGCACCCACCAUCACCCCUGUCCCCUGCUGCCCAGUGGGUCGGCGGAACGGGUCUGCGCCCACCACGAUGACGGCUAUAAAGCCCCUGUUUUCAACGUUGACUUGGACAACAGCCUGCGAAACUGUCAUGGGGAGCUCGUUCGUUCUCCUCGAGCGCCGUCGCCCGCGCCUAGGGACAGAGAGAGCCCAGGGGGUGUGUCUGCCCUCUCGGCUGCCCGGCAUCCAAUUUGGGACACUCCGGAUGUCUUAAAAACUUCCACCAAGUACCUGUCGUUGGACCUCUGA